Capronia coronata CBS 617.96 is the source of this 660-nucleotide messenger RNA. RefSeq lists its product as uncharacterized. The record is from RefSeq and is a predicted model, not a curated record. Gene Ontology annotation, molecular function: RNA binding. Lineage: Eukaryota; Fungi; Ascomycota; Eurotiomycetes; Chaetothyriales; Herpotrichiellaceae. The transcript is spliced from 5 exons. Gene Ontology annotation, biological process: regulation of mRNA splicing, via spliceosome; mRNA processing. The coding region runs from base 1 to 660 and encodes 219 amino acids. Gene Ontology annotation, cellular component: spliceosomal complex.
AUGGCUACCGCGGUAGACCAGAAACUGCUUCGGCAGACCAAGUUUCCUCCUGAGUUCAACCAGAAGGUUGACAUGAAGAAGGUCAACGUUGAGGUUAUGAAAAAGUGGAUAGCAGGCAAGAUCUCUGAGAUACUCAAGGCUGAGGAUGACGUGGUAAUCGAGCUAUGCUUCAACCUGCUCGAGGGUUCGCGCUUUCCCGAUAUCAAAGCACUUCAGAUUUCGCUCACCGGCUUUCUUGAUAAGGACACUGCUAGAUUCUGCAAAGAACUCUGGAAUCUAUGUUUGAGCGCGCAAUCGAGCCCACAGGGUGUCCCCAAAGAACUUCUCGAGGCCAAAAAGCUGGAGCUUCUUCAGGAGAAGAUCGACGCUGAAAAGGCGGCAGAAGUAGCCAAGAAUCGCAAAGACCAAGAACAAUCUCGGGAACAGGACCUUGAUGCAGGGUGGCGGCCGUGGAAGAUCCCCAACAAGAUCAGCAUCUCGCUCGCCGCCCCGGUCGCCAUCCCCACGUCGCUCACGUCGAGCUGCGUCUUCCUCCAGAUCAAUAUCGGGGUCACGCCGUUUUUCGCGAAGUCCGUCCCCGCCACGUCGAAGACGGCCACGAUCACCAAGCCGGAGUCGGACGAGGUCGCCGUCUCCCAGGCCAAGUGGAAGAAGAUAUAG